GUUAGCCGGGUACUCGCACGAGACUUGUAUGCGAAUGUAUGCAAUUGGUAAGCCAAAACACUUUCCCAUUAAUUAGCAUAGCAAAAUGCCUAAAUUACCUGGUUAUUCAUUUUGAAUUAUAAUAAGAUCUGAGAAGUGCUUUAAUUGGCGUAAACUGUUUGUCUGCACCCCAUGUCUGUCUCCUGUCUCUCUAUUUACUACCCAAUGAAUUAGGAAACUUCUCGUGUCUGAGGGCUACCAUCAAAUUGAAGCGACAAUUAGGUCUCUACAUCGUCAAGAAGUACAUCCCGAGCACAUUGAUUGUGGUCAUGUCGUUCGUGGGCUUCUGGAUACCGGUCACCGCAUACCCGGCCAGAGUGGCGCUCGUGAUAACAGCCCUAUUGGCGCUCAUCACACAACAGCAUCAGAGCGCUGAAGUGAACGUCUCAUACGUGAUUGCACUCAACGUUUGGAUGAUUAUCUGCAUUGCAUUCGUGUUCUUCGCGCUCAUAGAGUAUGCCAUCGCUAUUGCCUAUUGCGAGAGCUUUUACCGGCUCAUCACCACCGAUGACCAGCACCAACACCAUAGCCGAGUAUGUCAUCAGUCAUACCGUACCAUACCC
This is a messenger RNA of Oppiella nova, 602 nucleotides long. The record is from the annotation of a GenBank genome assembly. Lineage: Eukaryota; Metazoa; Arthropoda; Arachnida; Sarcoptiformes; Oppiidae.